This is a messenger RNA of Branchiostoma belcheri (Belcher's lancelet), 2120 nucleotides long. Its product is annotated as N-acetylglucosamine-1-phosphodiester alpha-N-acetylglucosaminidase-like. Lineage: Eukaryota; Metazoa; Chordata; Leptocardii; Amphioxiformes; Branchiostomatidae. Bases 41 to 1999 code for a protein of 652 amino acids. The record is from RefSeq and is a predicted model, not a curated record. The transcript has 12 exons.
AAGUUAAUAUUGAAGGUCGAAGGUCACAUCGGCAGGAAAGAUGGCGGCGGUCACGAGCAUGAGAAGUGUCUUCGUCAACAUUUGUAUUGUUUUGUCUUCCGUACGAGCAUAUAUCUCAUCAGGACCAUCAUUAAACGAUGACAUGCUGCUACCCUUUCCAUCAUUUGAGGAGUGGCCGAGGCACUCCCACCGCCAUGUCAGAGACUGUCAGCCUGAUAUAUUUGGUAACGCCACCCACGAAACAUUCUCUGCGCACAGAAACUCCAAUAUAACUGUCCCAUCUACCACCAGAUACUUUGUAACCAAAGUGGUGGACUCUCUUGGGAAUGUUAAGAAUGGUUACGGACAUUAUACAGUGAUCAACAAUCCACUGAGAACUUUUUCAGUCGUGGAGCCAGGUGGGUCCAAUGGCUGUAUUGAGGAGAGAAGAAGGACGGUUUUGAACACGUCUCAGGCCCGUACCUGCCAUGUAGCUGUUAAUGCAGGUUUCUUCAACACUCACACGGGAGCCUGCCUGGGGAACGUGGUGACAGAUGGCAAACGUAUACAAGACUCAGGGGGGAUACAAAAUGCCAACUUUGGGAUCAGAAAGGAUGGAACAAUUGUAGUUGGGUACCUGUCUGAGCUGGAUGUUUUACAGGAAGACAACCCAUUUGUGCAACUAGUGACUGGAGUUAUCUGGUUGGUCAGGAAUGGGACUGUCUACGUGAACGAGAGUCAAACCACAGAAUGUGCAGACAUGCAGGAGACUGGUAGCCUGGAUAGGUUUGUGAAUGUUGUGUCAGCUCGGUCUGCAGUAGGACAUGAUGAGGAGGGAAGGGUGGUCCUGGUGCACAUAGAAGGACAGACAGGAGACAGAGGAGUAAGUCUAUGGGAGUUUUCAGAUUACCUGCAGAGACUGGGGCUGGUUAAUGCCAUUAACCUGGAUGGAGGAGGGUCUGCCACAGUGGUGAUGGAUGGAACUGUUGCUAACUACCCUUCUGACCACUGUGCUGACAACCCAGCCUGGCGCUGUGCCCGUGCAGUCUCCACAGCUCUGUGUGUGCACAGUCUGGACUGUGAGCCAGCAAACUGCAGUGGACAUGGGGAGUGUGUGAAUGGGGAAUGUCAAUGUCAGGGCAGAUGGUCUGGUGCAGGCUGUGAGGAGCUGGACUGUGGUGAUUGUGGUGUCCAUGGUACCUGUACGGAGGGUGGCUGUGUGUGUGAGGAAGGCUGGUUGGGUGCCGCCUGUGAUGAGCCAGACUGUCAUCCAUCCAACUGUUCUGGACAUGGCAUCUGUGUCAUGGGACAGUGUCAAUGUCAGGAAAAUUCUAACAGCUCAUGGAGUGGACCCACCUGUGAUGUUCUUCAGUGUGGCCCAAACAACUGCAGUUCCCACGGGAGCUGCAUGGUGGAUGGAUGUGUCUGUGACCCUGGUUGGGUGGGCGUGGAGUGUGAACUGACCUGUCCCCCAGGUGUAUUUGGUCCCAGCUGUGCUGUAGCCUGCACAUGUGAACAUGGGGCAACCUGUGACCCACAGACUGGAGCCUGCACAUGUCAGCCAGGGUGGACUGGGGUGGCAUGUGACCAUGUCUGCCCCUAUGGGACAUUUGGAACGGAGUGCAGCCACAGGUGUGAGUGUGCCGACUCCUGUAGCUGUGACAGGGUGACAGGAGACUGUAACGUCACUCUCAACCAGACUCUGCCUACAGACUUGUACUCAGCGAGUCACUGCAUCGCAACUGGGGUCAUAAAGGAAGAAGUAUCAAAGAUACGGCAGGAGAUGGAGGAUCUUCUAAGAAACCCCUGGUUCAUAGCGUGUGUGAGCUGUGCCAGUCUCCUGUUCAUCAGCCUGGUGGGGAACGUCAUCCUCCUGUGUUAUCACUGCUCCUGUAGCUGCACCUCUCGUCCAAUCAAGUACUCCCACCUCCCCAUGCACGACCUCCCAUUCGACAGGUUCCAAGACGAAUUGGAAGUGGAUAAUAAGUCGCAAAGCCACAACCAGUCUACAAAAUUAUGAUAUACUUGUACAGUAUGCUGAAAAAAAAUCCUGCAUGUGCCAGUAGUAACCACAGCCAAAUGUCAAAAAGAGUACAUGUGUUGUACAAUAUACUAAGUAUACAAACCGUGAUCAGGAAGAA